AUGUAUGGAAAAUUUUUGAAGGGGUCUAUUUUUUAUCUCUGUAUGCUUUUUCCAUUUUUUACAUGUGAGUGUAAUAAUAUAAAAUUAAAUGAUAAAGAGAAUAUAAUUUUUGAGAGUUAUUUUAAUAAAAAUACAAAUGAAGAGAAUGUAUUAAACAAAAAGGUAGGGAAAGAAAUGGAUGAUCGAUUUGUUGCACAUAAAUCUAUGGAAUUAAACAUUAAUCAUCAUAAUAUUAAUAAUGAUAAAGAUUUAAAAAAUAAUGAAUAUCAUGAUUCUUAUCAUAAUUGGAAGGAUAGGAAAUUUUCUGAUAGUUUAAAAAGACAUAUGGAUGACCUAAAGAUAUUAAAUAAUGAUUUAAAAGAACAUAUAAAUAAAAAAGAGAGAAAUGAAAGAUAUGAUAAUAAUGAUUUACAUAAAUAUAUAAUAAAAGAGAUACAAAAUAAUAGAUAUUUAAAUAAAGAAAAUAAAAGUAGUGAUGAUAUAAAAAUAUUAGAAGAACAUUCUAAAAAAUUACAAAGAGAAAUACAUGAAUGGUUAGAAUCUGUUAAUAAUAUUGAAGAGAAAUCAAAUAUUUUAAAAAAUAUUAAAAGUCAAUUAUUAAAUAAUAUAGCUUCUUUAAAUCAUACACUCUCAGAAGAAAUAAAAAAUAUUAAUGAUAUAAAAGAAUUACAACAACAGCAAAAUAAUAUAUUUUCUGAGAAUCUAUUAUAUUUUCUUCCUUCUUCAUCAGAUUAUGUCUUAAAUGAAAACAAAAAUAAUAUAAAAGAUAAUAUAAAUAAUAAUCAUAAAUAUAACAUUUUUAAUUAUUUACAAAACAUUCAAGAUAAGGAUAACAACAAUAAUCAUCAUCAUCAUAAUAAUAUCCAUAGUGGUCAUUCAACUCAUAAUCAUAUUUUAUUAACUUUUAUAAUUUUUUUCUUAAUACUUUUAAUUUUAUAA
This is a messenger RNA of Plasmodium adleri (nom. inval.), 939 nucleotides long. Its product is annotated as apical merozoite protein. The record is from RefSeq and is a predicted model, not a curated record. NCBI's taxonomy places the organism in Eukaryota, Apicomplexa, Aconoidasida, Haemosporida, Plasmodiidae. The transcript has a single exon. Bases 1 to 939 code for a protein of 312 amino acids.